CAUAUCAACACCUCGCUAAUAACUUCACAUCUAUCUCCACCUGGUCGUCGUUGACCUUACGGAAUUGUAAGCUGUCCCUUCUACCCUUUCCGACUGCUAUGCGGCACUUGACAGAUGGUGGCGGAUAUCAAAUGCGCAGCGCGUGCGCUCGCAGGAUCCUGGAUACGAUAGUGCUUCUUUCAAUCAUGGCAGCCUAUUUGGGUCCAGAAUGACUGCAAUGCAUCCUGAACAGAGCAUCUGUCCUUUGCUUCUGUCUGCAUAUAGACUUGGGAGUUCACCUUCUAUCGCGCAAUGCUAACCUCCUGUCUCCCAUAGAAUCGACUUUAGUCACGAUCAAUAUCCGAUCUCACCCACACAACACAACCUCAUCCCGCAAUCAUGGGUCUCACAUUCUCAAAGCUCUUUGAUAAGCUCUGGGGAAAGAAGGAGAUGAGAAUUCUGAUGGUUGGUUUGGAUGCUGCUGGAAAGACCACAAUUCUCUACAAGCUCAAGCUCGGUGAAAUUGUCACAACCAUCCCUACAAUCGGAUUCAACGUUGAGACCGUCGAGUACAAGAACAUUCAAUUCACCGUAUGGGAUGUUGGUGGACAGGACAAGAUCCGACCCCUGUGGAGACAUUACUUCCAAAACACCCAAGGCAUCAUCUUCGUCGUUGACAGCAAUGAUCGUGAUCGUGUUGUUGAGGCUCGAGAGGAGUUGCAACGUAUGUUGAACGAGGAUGAGCUUAGGGAUGCCAUUCUUUUGGUCUUCGCCAACAAGCAAGAUUUGCCAAAUGCCAUGAACGCUGCUGAGAUCACAGACAAGUUGGGUCUUCACAGCUUGAGACAACGUGCCUGGUACAUCCAAUCCACCUGUGCUACCUCUGGAGAUGGUCUUUAUGAGGGUUUGGAGUGGCUCGCACAAACCCUCCGAAAGGCUGGUCAUCAGUAAAUCUGGCGUCCCUUUUUCCCUGCAAUCCGAUUGUCUUUCAAGCUUCCAAAACAAUCGAACGUCCAUAUCAUAACGUCUCCAUAUCGACCAUUGGUGCCCCGUCCUAUGAAUCAUCUCAGUCUCUUCGGUUCUAC
Messenger RNA from Mollisia scopiformis, 1064 nucleotides. RefSeq names its product ADP-ribosylation factor 1. The transcript has 4 exons. Gene Ontology annotation, biological process: intracellular protein transport; vesicle-mediated transport. Gene Ontology annotation, cellular component: plasma membrane; cytoplasm. NCBI's taxonomy places the organism in Eukaryota, Fungi, Ascomycota, Leotiomycetes, Helotiales, Mollisiaceae. The record is from RefSeq and is a predicted model, not a curated record. Bases 379 to 930 code for a protein of 183 amino acids. Gene Ontology annotation, molecular function: GTPase activity; GTP binding.